AUGAAUCGAAGCUCGAGCUCUGGCGUUGGCUCCAACGCAACCGGUGGUGGAAUGACAAGUGAAUGGUAUGAUGUUGAGAAGCCUUACGGUUGUCAGAAAACCGCAUUGUUGGAAGCCAGAGACUUAAUCCGCGAGCAAGCAGAAGAGUUGAAGAAUCUGAGGACUAUGGUCAGGCAUGAAGGUCACACAGUGAAUCCAGAGGUGAGGGCUAUCAACUCAGAGGUGUUACUUCAAAUGGAAACAAUGGAAGCUGAGAACAAGAAGCUCAAGCAAGAGCUUGCAUCGAGCUGUGAAAGGGAGAAGAUGGGUAGACAGUUUGUGUUAAUUUCUUGGUUGGGUUUUGUUUGUGUCACUGCUGUCAUUGUCAAUGCUUUGAAGUAG
Brassica napus (rape) is the source of this 381-nucleotide messenger RNA. RefSeq lists its product as uncharacterized. The record is from RefSeq and is a predicted model, not a curated record. NCBI's taxonomy places the organism in Eukaryota, Viridiplantae, Streptophyta, Magnoliopsida, Brassicales, Brassicaceae. The coding region runs from base 1 to 381 and encodes 126 amino acids. The transcript has 2 exons.